GAUUCCUCAGCAGCUAACUUUAUAUCUUUUUAUAAAACAGUAUUGUCUCAUAUUCCUAGACAUCAAUAUUUACAUUUACAAGUAUGCAGAUUUUCGCAGGCAUUGAUAAAUUUACGUAUGGGAAUGAGGCGCAAUAAUGCCAAGAUAGUCGCUAGUGCAAAAUUUCACUUAAAAGAAUUGUUCUACGGUCGACAUCACCCACAUUACCAGAGCAUUGAACUUUUUGACACCGUUCAGUACAAUACAAUGCCAAAUGUGGUGAAAACUAUUUGGGAUAACAACAUAUCUUUUACGGUGAGUGGAGACAGCUCAAAAGGACAAGAUUUGGAUUUUCUGCUAGAAGAAAAAAACAAAAAUGUGAAACAAUAUCUGCCGUCAGGAUCAAUUCCGUCCGACGAGACAUGGAAGGCAAUAUGUUGCAAUCUAAAUUUUUUUGAAAAAUUAGAAAGUAAAGUUUCAAUUCUCCUUGGGUUAAAAAAUCCUACUGAAUUUGGUACGAAAGAACUUGACAUUGAUAACGCCAUUAACAGUUUUAGACCUGUAUUACGGAGGUACAUUUCAUCAAAUGAGAAAAGCUUUGUCUCACUUAAAGGACUAGAACUACAUCCAGAUUUGUUACAAUUUUUACCAAUUUCUACUGGAAAACGUUUGCAAAAAAUCAAAUCGGAGAUUUUAUGCCAACCCAUAGAGAUUGUUAACAAUGAACCCGUAUAUGUUACAAUAAAUGAAUAAACCGAUUAUCAACACAAGCUUUCAAAGGAAAGAUUAAGCAUAAAAAUACAGAAACUUAUCGACCAAUUAUCAUCAGAUGAACUUUUGCAGAGGCAUUAUCAAACUAUUUUGGAUUCCUUAAAAAGUCCCCUAAUCAAACGUGAUGUCUAUGUAACACUUUAUUUUGAAUUGAAAGACGUGGUAAGCAGCACAACAUCAGUGUUCGUGGAGUAGAUGGGAACGAGAACUAUGAUUUCAUAUAUUAUACAUCAUACAUGGCUAGGUAUGAUUCAGAGAAUGAUCCUUCUGAGGAUGAAUUUAACAUUGAUGAUGUUGAAUCGUCUACUCCAAGAAAACCUAGAAAACCCGGCGAAAGAAAAACUUAUGAUACGCUGCAGAAAAAGAAAACAUCAGAAAUAUCCAAUGAAAGAAGAAAAAAAUCGACUGCUUUGCGUGGUAUAAAACAACAAUUUAAAAGACUUAAAGAAUUGAAACACCUAAAUGUGACUUUUGCGUUCGUGUGCUUCGAUUUGACACAACAACGUCAAACUAUUAAGAGAGAUGGGAAAGGAGCCUAUUAUGAUAAUUUGCUCAAUGGUAGACCUAUUGUGGAUAAAAGGGACAUACAAAGAAAAAAACAGAGGGAUGGGUUGACAGAAACGUAUUUCCCUCAUGAAGAAAAUUUAAGAGAAACCCAGUUCAUAACACCUACAAAAUUGUCGUGUGGUCCAGGAGUGUCCCGAAAUAUUGCCAGAGAGCAGAUGGAGACACUGCAAGAUGUAAACAUUCAGCCAGGUCAUGAGAAUGACUCCUACUCACAUGGUAUGAUUACUGUCAUAGUAUAA
Mytilus trossulus (common blue mussel) is the source of this 1556-nucleotide messenger RNA. RefSeq lists its product as uncharacterized. The record is from RefSeq and is a predicted model, not a curated record. The coding region runs from base 987 to 1556 and encodes 189 amino acids. The transcript is spliced from 2 exons. NCBI's taxonomy places the organism in Eukaryota, Metazoa, Mollusca, Bivalvia, Mytilida, Mytilidae.